Manacus vitellinus (golden-collared manakin) is the source of this 911-nucleotide messenger RNA. It is a transcript of the gene DNAJC19, whose product is annotated as DnaJ heat shock protein family (Hsp40) member C19. The record is from RefSeq and is a predicted model, not a curated record. Gene Ontology annotation, molecular function: ATPase activator activity. NCBI's taxonomy places the organism in Eukaryota, Metazoa, Chordata, Aves, Passeriformes, Pipridae. The transcript has 6 exons. The coding region runs from base 79 to 426 and encodes 115 amino acids. Gene Ontology annotation, biological process: protein import into mitochondrial matrix. Gene Ontology annotation, cellular component: PAM complex, Tim23 associated import motor.
CUCGCUCCCCGCCCGCCGCUUUACGGCAGCGGCCGCGGUGUGUGCGGCUCCGGGCUCGGCCGGGCGGUCGGGGCGGACAUGGCCAGUACGAUGGUGGCGGUCGGCCUGGCCAUAGCGGCGGCUGGAUUCGCAGGUCGCUAUGCAGUAAAAGCUAUGAAGCAAAUGGAGCCACAAGUUAAACAAGCACUUCAGAACCUACAAACACCUGCCUUCAGUGGUUAUUACAGGGGUGGAUUUGAACCCAAAAUGACUAAACGAGAAGCAGCUUUAAUACUAGGAGUGAGCCCUACAGCCAACAGAAGUAAAAUUAGAGAAGCUCAUAGACGGAUCAUGCUUCUGAAUCAUCCAGAUAAAGGUGGCUCUCCAUAUGUAGCAGCCAAAAUCAAUGAAGCUAAAGAUCUACUGGAAGACCAAGCUAAAAAAUGACAAAAAUCUAUCAGAGGUUUUGUCCCUGCAAAUGAUUAUUUUUGAUAAACAGCUUAAGAAAAGUUCUAAUGUCAGUCUUUGACUCUGUGUAAAUGAAGCUGGGAAUACAAAUCCAGGGAGCUGCUUCCCUCCCUACUCAGUCACUUUUUUUGGGAAAUGUGUGAGGGAGUCAGGCUUAAAAGUUUUUUCAUAGCUGUUCUUUAUUAAACAGCACAAUCUGCCACUCAGAAAUUUCUAUUUUCAGUGUAGAGAGCAAUAACUUGGUGUGAGCAGUGCAUGUUACCAGGCAGACUUACAUGCUCUUGCCUAAUUUCUGUUAAACUAGUUGUGUUUAAAAUGCUGCUGCUCUUCCAUCUGCCAAAGUUAACACAGUGAACCAGUUUGGGGAGGGGGUGGAAAAAACCAAGAGGAUUUUUUGAUUGGAAUAGCUGGGACAGAUGUGUGGUUGUCUCUGACUGAAGAAAUAAAGUUCAGGAAACAGUGUA